UAUCCAAAGUCAAACAAUUAAGUACCUCAGAAGCUGUUAUGCAAUGGCCAUUCUUUCUUUCAUAGUGAUUCUUGCUUACAUACUUUCUCCUUCUUCUCUUGCCACAGAACUUGAUUCUAUACAUGUUUCCCAGUCCCUCAGUGAUGGCAUGACCUUAGUGUCACAAGGUGGAAAAUUUGAACUUGGUUUCUUCAGCCCUGGUAAUUCGCACAAGCGUUACUUGGGAAUUUGGUACAAGAAAAUUCCAGUUCACACAGUUGUUUGGGUUGCUAAUAGGGCCAACCCCAUCAAUGAUUUCUCAGGAACUUUAACAGUGAAGAGCACGGGCAAUCUUUCACUCACAGAAAAUGGUACUGAAACUACUUUUUGGAGCACAAUCUCUCGAAAACAAGCAAAGAAUCCGGUAUUGGAGCUCUUGGACAGUGGCAAUCUUGUGUUAAGAAAUGAAGGGGAAUCAAAUCCAAAGGCCUAUUUGUGGCAAAGCUUUGAUUAUCCUUCAGAUACAUACUUGCCAUCGAUGAAGUUAGGAAGGGACCUCCAAAACGGUUUUGAUUGGUGCGUAACUUCUUGGAAGAGUCGAAAUGAUCCAUCCCCUGUAGGCUUUUCUCUUGGUUUAGUUCUCAAUGAUUAUCCCGAGUUUUCCAUUAUGAAUGGCACAAAAAACUUAUAUCGGGCUGGACCUUGGAAUGGCCUUUACUUAAGUGGCUACCCGGAUCUAUCCUAUACAUAUAUCUUUGAAACCACUUAUGUCAAAAACAAGGAUGAGAUAUCCUACAGCUCUAACACCAAGAUUGAUUCUAUCCUUGCAAGAGCUGUAAUAAACCAAACAAGUCAAUCUAUUACACAGUAUAUAUGGGAUGACAAUCUUCAGAAUUGGAAAAGUUUUGGAUCAAAGCCAGUUGAUGUGUGUGAUAAAUAUGACCUUUGUGGAGCCUUUAGUUAUUGCAGUGUAACAGAACCACAGCAUGUCUGCCAAUGCUUCAAAGGGUUCAGUCCAAAGUCACCAGAAGCAUGGAACUCAAACAACUCCUCACAAGGAUGCAUUCGCGACAAACCAUUAAGCUGCAAUAAUGUCACAAGCACUGAUGGUUUUGUCAAAUACACAGGCUUGAAAGUCCCGGAUACUCAGCAUACUAAGCUGCAUGAGAAUAUUAAUUUAGAUGAAUGCAGAAAUAUGUGUUUGAAGAACUGCUCUUGCAUGGCUUAUGCCAAUUCAGACAUAAGAGGAGGAGGCAGUGGCUGCGUCAUGUGGUUUGGUGAUCUAAUUGACAUCAAAAUGUUUCAAUCUGGUGGACAGGAUCUGUACAUCCGAAUGCCUGCUUUGGAAUCAGGACUUCAACAUCGGAACAAGAAAAAAGUGAUAAUUACUAGCAUCAUUGGUGCAAUUUGUGCAACAGUUCUACUUUGUGUUUAUGUUAUAUACAGAGUCCAAAGGAACAAUAUUGAAUGGUCAAAAGCAGAAUUGUUUGAAGGAUAUGUAAAUGACACGGAUCUACCCAUGUUUGAUCUACUAAUGGUUACUACUGCCACUGACAACUUCUCCUUGAAUAACAAGAUUGGACAAGGUGGUUUUGGAACUGUAUAUAAGGGGAAAUUAGCAGAUGGGCAAGAAAUUGCUGUCAAGAGACUUUCACACAGUUCUGGCCAAGGAAUGACGGAAUUUCUAACUGAAGUAAAACUUAUUGCAAAGCUUCAGCAUCGAAAUUUAGUAAAACUUCUUGGUUGCUGCACUGGAGGACAAGAAAAGUUGUUAGUUUAUGAAUACAUGGUUAAUGGCAGCCUAGACAACUUCAUUUUUGAUAGAAUGAAAAGCAAGUUGCUGGAGUGGCCUCAACGCUUCCUCAUAAUAUUUGGAGUUGCUAGGGGACUUCUAUAUUUACAUCAUGAUUCAAGAUUGAGAAUUAUCCACAGAGAUCUCAAAUUAAGUAACGUUUUACUUGAUGAUAAGCUAAAUCCUAAAAUAUCAGAUUUUGGAAUUGCUAGAGCUUUUGGAGUUGAUCAGACUCAUGGAAACACAAAUAGAGUUAUUGGGACUUAGUGAGUAUCUAUGUAACUU
This is a messenger RNA of Arachis duranensis, 2056 nucleotides long. Its product is annotated as G-type lectin S-receptor-like serine/threonine-protein kinase At4g27290. Gene Ontology annotation, biological process: recognition of pollen; protein phosphorylation. The coding region runs from base 44 to 2038 and encodes 664 amino acids. The record is from RefSeq and is a predicted model, not a curated record. NCBI's taxonomy places the organism in Eukaryota, Viridiplantae, Streptophyta, Magnoliopsida, Fabales, Fabaceae. The transcript has 5 exons. Gene Ontology annotation, molecular function: ATP binding; protein kinase activity.